UCAAAGGUGCUGAAUGCAGACCUGAAGCAUGAAGAGCAGUAGAAGGGCCCCCUACAGUCUAUGAAGCAAAACCAGGCCUCUCACAGCGUCUUCGAGGAUCACAACUGAGAAGAUCAUGGACGUCUCGAGUCCCAGAACUGAUGCCCUGUCAAUGGAGCCCAGUGCCAAGCUGUUUUGCUGUGGUUUCGUGAGGCGUUGCAUCCCUUUGGUGUAUAGAGAAGAGCUAUACCACAUCCUGCGCAUGACUGGACCCCUGCUUGUGUGCCGGUUCCUGAAUUUCCUCCUUUUCUUUGUGGUGACAAUGUUCUGUGGCCGCCUGGGGAACACUGUGCUAGCGGGCUACGCCAUGGCCUCAGCUACAAUAAAUGUAACAGCUGCAGCGACGGGGUUUGGACUUGCUUUGGCAUGUGACACUUUGGUAUCGCAGACAUUCGGGAGUAAGAACCUUCUCCGUGUAGGUGUCAUCCUACAAAGAGGCAUCUUAAUUCUGACGCUCUUCAGUUUGCCCUGCUGGGCUUUGCUUGUGAAUACCCAGCCUCUGCUUCUUUAUCUGGGGCAGGACCCUGAAGUGGCCAGGAUUGCACAGCUCUAUGUGGUUGUAUAUCUGCCAGCAAUUCCGGCCAUGUUUCUCUAUCAGCUGCAACUGUCAUAUCUUCAAAACCAGGGAGUGAUCAAGCCUCAGAUGUAUGCAUCUGCAGUUGCCAAUGUUGCCAAUGUGAUAGUGAACUACUUUCUUCUGUACUGGUGGGAUUUUGGAGUUUAUGGGUCUGCUGCUGCAAACACCUUUGGUCAGGUUUUUAAUUGUUUUGCCCUGUUUUGUUUUAUUCGCUGGCAGAAGCUCCAUGAGAAAACUUGGGGAGGGUGGUCUUCAGAAGCCUUUCAGGAUUGGGGGUCUUACAUGAAGCUGGCCAUUCCCAGUACACUGAUGACCUGUUUUGAAUGGUGGAUCUAUGAAGUUGGAGGCUUCCUGGCAGGAAUGUUGAGUGAGGUGGACCUGGCCGCUCAACAUGUGGUUAUAAUGCUGGCGUACAUCAACUACAUGAUCCCAUUAGGCAUGCAAGGCGCAGCGUGUGUUCGUGUGGGAAACGCACUUGGCGCUGGGGAAACAGCUGCUGCCAUUUUCACCAGUAAGGUGUCUCUCAUCAGUUCAGCUGUUAUAGCAAUCUUCCAAGGUUUUGUCCUGGGCUCGACAAAAACAGUCAUUGGUUACAUAUUCACUUCCGAUGAGGCUAUAGCAGAGCUUGUGUCUCAGCUACUGAGCAUCUACUGCCCUCUUCAGUUCUUUAAUGGAAUAUUGUGUGUUGGCAUGGGCAUUCUUCUUGGUACAGGGCAGCAGAAGAUAGCCGCUAUUGCAAAUCUCUUUGGCUACUACUGCAUUGGACUCCCAUCGAGCAUUGUUCUGAUGUUCACGGCUAAGUUACAAGUUGCAGGCUUUUGGCUGGGCCUCCUCAUUGCGGUCUUUUUGUUAGCCAUUUUUUUCACUGUGGCUAUUUUCAGAUUAAACUGGAAGAAAAUGACAGAAGAGGCAAUUGAGCGUACAGGAAAGAGUGCAAAUGGAGCAGCAAAUGGAACAAUGACCCCAAGCCAUCGCAACAGCUUCUACCAGGUGGUCCUGAACGCAGAGAAUGGGAAUGGAUACGUGGUUGUGAGCUCUCACGAUCAGGAUGAGGGGCUCAACCAUACUACGGUACAUGAGGGGCCAAACGAGACUCACGUGGAGGAAAAGCCUGCAGUUCUGCUCUCUACAGCUCAGCUGAUCCUCAGGAGGGGUCUGACCACACUCGGUGCUCUUCUCAUCCUAGCUGUAGGGAUAGCUGUCCAUCUCACUGUGCCUUUACCUGAGGUAUCUUAUGGUGCUGGUGCAAAUUUUACUUUGGACUCAAACUUUACCACAGCCACUCCCUUCUAGUCAUUGAGUAUCGUUUGAAACCUGGACAUCAGAUACUGUAGAUUCACUGUGAACCUUUUCUAUCUCUAUGCUGUGAACGUGUGCAGUAAUGAAGAAAUUGUAUUGAAUUAGAAAAGUAGACAUAUUUUCACAUUGGUCUCAGGCUGUAUAUUGUGACCUAGACAGAUGAUCGUAUUUUUAUUCUGUGUGCACUUGCUUUUCCCACAGCAUUAGGCUGAGUAGUAAGAAAAUCGAGCAGCUUAGCAGGAAGAGGUCUGUUCCCAAGUGACACAGUCAUAUAAUCUCUUCAGUUGACAUUUCUAGUCAGGCAGCUGCUGGAGAAAUGCUGGCAAAAAGAAGAUAUUCUAUAAAGCCGCUGUCAUAUAUUGAGAAAUCUGUAUUAUUAAACAGGUGGAACGGUGGGAACUCAAACCAAAUGCUGUCAGUUGCAUGCAGAACCUUCGUAAGGAAUCCGACCUACCUAACGUGAGGGGCUGUUCACACAGAAUGUGUUUUUGUGUUUAAAAGUGUGAGUUUCAGGGUAGUGGAAUUUUAAAAAAAGCAUGGUCUAAAGAUGCAAAAUCAUGCGAAACACAUAAGUGCUGCUUUUUCUACAAAAAUAUGUAUUUGAACCCUUUCCAACAAUGACUGUAUGAUUUUAAGAUCCAUCUUUUCAUACUGAGGACAACUGAGGGACUCAUAUGCAACUAUUACAGUUAUGCUUCAGAAGGAAACACGAUGCAUUAAGAGCUAGGGGUGAAAACCUUGUAAGUAGCUUCUGAAGGACAGUACUAAAUAAAACAAAAUAUGAUAUUUAGGCAAAAUAAGAAAAAUGUACACAUUGUCAUUCUGUUCAAAAGUUUUCACCCCCUGCUCUUAAUGCAUCGUGUUUCCUUCCGGAGCAUCAGUGAGUGUUUGAACCUUCUGUAAUAGUUGCAUAUGAGUCCCUCAGUUGUCCUCAGUGUAAAAAGAUGGAUCUCAAAAUCAUACAGUCAUUGUUGGAAAGGGUUCAAAUACACAAAAAUGCUGAAAAACCAAGGAAUUUAUGGGACCUGAAGGAUUUUUCUGAAGAAAAGUGGGCGGUUUAACUGUAUAGGACAAACAAGGGACUCAUGAACAACAAUCACUAAACAAUAAAAAACAAACAAACACAGCUGUUGAUCAUUCAGGUAACAGCACAGUAUUAAGAAUCAAGUGUAUGUAAACUUUUGAACAGGGUCAUUUUUAUAAAUUCAAUUAUUAUUUUCUCUUGUGGACUAUAUGUUAAUGUCUUUUAUGUGAAAUAUCUUAUUCAGGUCAGUACUAAAUAAAAAAAUAUGCAUUUUAUAUGAUCCCUCUUAUUUUGGUAAAGUAAUUCACAUUUUGCAGAUUCUGCAUGGUUUUUCUAUUUUUCUAUAAAAAAUGUCAAGUUUCAAGUUAUAACAUGCCAUUCUAAAAAUGCAGUGCUUAAGUUAAAAGUCUAGUCUUUGCAAGUUUUCUGCAUUGAAAAACAUGCAUAUUGAGCAGUGGAGUGGAAAUAAGCAAAGUCUUUUUAUUUAUUUUUUAUUGUUUUUUUUUUAGAUGAACUUGAGUGCUGCAUUUUUAUAAUACAGUGUCUUGCAUGAGAUGCAAGCACAAUGGUCAAACACUUUCUGUGUGAACAGCCCUUUACUCUGCCUUGCGUCUUACAUUUUUAAACACAAAAACACAUGAAAGGUCUAGACUGGAAGCAUCAAAGCAAAUGUUCUGAUCCAUUUGUACUGUUGUCAGAAGUAGAACAACCACAAGGCGUACUGUAUGUCAGAAAUAGCACAGGACAUCCGUUUAUUGUUACGCCAUAUUGUGCUGCAUCCAAUGUAAAGAGAAUCGAUUAUAAUGUUUUCUAUUUGCUUUUGAUGUGUCACGACGCUUGUGGCUGGUGUACACGUGGUGUAAGACAAAAACUAUGCAACCUUUUGUGAGAUUGCUCACAUAUGAGUUUUUAAAGGUUAUAGCAAAUGUUUACUGGUAACUAGAGAACCAUCAAGUGACAUAAUGUGCUAUCUCCAUCUGGUUAAGGUCCCUGGUUGGAGAUCUAUUAGAUAUCUUUUCAUUUUCUGUUAAAAGGAACCCUGGGUAUUAAGACUUGUAUGGCUUAAUAUAACAUAAAUGAUGUCUUUAUACAAAAUACAUAGAAGAAAACCCAUAAAAGAUUUAUGUUAUUUUAAAAAUCCACAUCAUUUUAUACAUAUUUUUGACUAUGGGGGGUGUCAUUAUUUUGAUAACGUGAAAUGGUUGCACUCGGUGAGCUACUGGCGCUACCUGUUGCUAUUUUUACAACAACUCAACUUGGAAAAUAAAAUACUGAUACGAUGACCCCAGCGUCUGAAAAAGCUUACAGGUGGCAAUGGAUGUAAGUGUACACGUCCCCUGAUAUUGAGUAAAAUCCACGUUAAUGAACUCCUUCAGUGGCUGCGGCAUCAUGAUAAUUUUCUGCCAGGAUGGCAUCUAGCAUUUCUUGUCUCUGCCAUUUAUAAGCUCUUUCAGUAGCUGUUGUCUGCGAAAAGCCUCAAAGGCAUCAGGGCUAAAGUGAAGAGAACAAAGACACGGAUAGUUUUAUUCGUUCACAGGCAUCUUCCGAUUCUUUUCUCCUCUUCUUAUUGCUAGGAAAGCAAUGAAUAAUGCGCCCCCAUAGUCCAAAUAUGUAUAAAGCGAUGUGGAUUUUCCAUGGGCUUUCUACUACAUAUUUUAGUAAGAGACAUCAUUUACAUUAUAUUAAGCUAUACAAGUCUUUAUACCUAAGGGAAGACACUGAAUGAAUGGAAGAUUGUUUUGUUUAGCUUUUUUCUAUUGACAUAUAACUAAUAUAUUUGAUAAGUUUUUGAUUUUUUUUGUUUGUUUUGUACUGUAAAUCAUUUUUAGUUUUAAAUUUAAGAGGUUUUGUGCAUAAAUUGUAUGCACCACUUACAUAUACUACUUUAUUUACUUUUUAGCUUUAAUAUUUUGUCCUGCUAAUAUAUAUGCAUCUACAUGCUGACAAGUCUCAGGAGUGCUGGUGUCAUACUGUGUGUUGCUAACUUGUUAUAUGUAAAUGUCUGAUCCACCUACAGGCCAUUAACUAAUCAUAGGAAUUUUCCACAUUUAACAGUAUGAAGUGACUGUGACUCUGGGCUGUUUUCAGAUGAGUGUCACGUAUGGAAGUGUAAUUCAGCCGCAGGGAGCAAAAAGUGAUACUAGUGUGGUUUGUUUCAUUGGAACUGAUCAAGUGAAGUGAAGUCAGUGACAUGAUUUAAAUUGAACAAGACAUAAAAACGCACAUGCCCUGUGGUGGGCGGUAGGUAGGUGUUUUAACAUCUUUUUUUGUAAAAAGAUAAUCUAUAAUUAGAUUUAGUUCCUACUUUCAAACAGCUGCACAUAGCUUAGAGCAGCUUAUCACAAAUGAAAUCCUUGGGUCAAUAAAUCACUAUGUCAUUAUAUGUCUGGGAUUAUUUUUCUAUAUCAGCUAUAUUCACAGCCAGGUCACAGUUAAGGUCACUUAACUGAUGAAAUCAGACAGCACCUUUGUAAAAAUCCUAAUCGCAACGAAAGUUGUGAUAGUUAUUUUUUCCCUAGUGUGUUGUAUGUCUGGGUUGAACGGCUUUCUGGACAAGAAAAGAAUGUAGGACGGGGUUUGAUUUUAUCUAUUGGGAAUUGAUUGAUUGUUAUUGUUUUGUAAUUGCUGAGACUUCGAAUACACGUUGCAGGUUUGGAUUAAGAGAACAUAUGAAGUUAAAAAAAAGGAUAUGCACGAAUAAAUAAUUUGUAAUAAACAGUUAGUGAAUUUUGAUGUCA
This is a messenger RNA of Labeo rohita (rohu), 5677 nucleotides long. RefSeq names its product solute carrier family 47 member 4 (gene slc47a4). Gene Ontology annotation, biological process: xenobiotic detoxification by transmembrane export across the plasma membrane. The record is from RefSeq and is a predicted model, not a curated record. NCBI's taxonomy places the organism in Eukaryota, Metazoa, Chordata, Actinopteri, Cypriniformes, Cyprinidae. Gene Ontology annotation, molecular function: antiporter activity; xenobiotic transmembrane transporter activity. Gene Ontology annotation, cellular component: membrane. The coding region runs from base 116 to 1909 and encodes 597 amino acids. The transcript is spliced from 17 exons.